Aspergillus niger is the source of this 1071-nucleotide messenger RNA. RefSeq lists its product as uncharacterized. The transcript has a single exon. Lineage: Eukaryota; Fungi; Ascomycota; Eurotiomycetes; Eurotiales; Aspergillaceae. Gene Ontology annotation, molecular function: protein binding. The record is from RefSeq and is a predicted model, not a curated record. Bases 1 to 1071 code for a protein of 356 amino acids.
AUGGAUACCGACAAAGCAGCAGAAACAACGCGUCUUCACGAGGAAAACGAAGAUCCAGCUGUCAAAGACGUCAUCCGCGUCGCCUCAUAUCAUCGACUCGACUACGAUCUAGCAGUCAUCAGAACUUUCCCUAGACCCCACCACCUCAUACGUGACUUGCUGACCCCCAAAACCCUUAUCAUCGACCUGAAUUCAAGACUGGGUGUCCUGGAUGUCUUCCCACUAGAAUUCAUCCACGAAAUAUGUCUCAUGCUUGAUGUCCAAUCCUUGUUCCGCUUCCACCGAGUCAACCGUCGUGCUCGACAAAUAGCUAGCGCCAGUGGAUACUACAAAGCAGUAGUCAAACAUGCCAUCGGGGCUCUGUUCGUUAUCCUAAGAACAGGCAUGGCAUCUUGGUACAAAUUAUCGGACCUAUAUGACGUCCUCUGCACAAAGAACUGUGCAAUCUGCAACGACUUUGGCGGCUUUAUCUUCCUUCCAUCGUUCAUGAGAUGUUGUUUCUUCUGCAUUGAGGACGACGAACUUCCUCCCGUUCUGCCUGCUUCUCAAGUCAGACCAUACCUGAACCGGCGUUCAGCCCCUCCUCUCUCCAGUCGGAUCCCUAUGAUAAAGACGCUGCCUGGAAUAUACUCGUUGGAUGAAUCAAAGCGAACCAGAAGAUUCGAACUUGUACUGGAACAAUCAGCCAUCUCGCUCUUCUCGUCUGACCGGGUUCCAACUUUCCCGAAGAAGUACUCUAGGGACACAGAGCUACAGCGUUACAUGGUCAGUACGGCCCUACCUUACCUCGACAAUAAGAACGAUGUCAUCGAGAAGGGUGUCUCCUGCAGUGGCUGCCAGAUUUCUCUGGAGAAGGCCUUGCAAUCGUCAGGGGCCGAAUAUGAUGUCUGGGAUGACCGAGAUAAAAUUUAUUCGCAUGAUCAAUUCAUGGAACAUUUUGAGACUUGUCCAGAGGCUCGCAAGCUUUGGGAACUAAGCGAAGGGGGCACAAUCGAGCCUGAUAUCCCGGCGUUUGUUAAGAAUGGAGGCUGCGCUAAGAAGAGGGAGCUAAAAAAUGUCUUUUAUCAUUGA